GAAACUUCUGGAAUAUGAGCGUCAUUCUCCUCUCCCCAACUGGAACUCACAGCUGCUCCAUUACAGAGCAGCCAGCUCAGAGCCUAAGUUAAACAUAUGGGGGAAAGUGUGCAAGAAGUAGGGAUUUACAAGUGACUUGGAUCAGAGAGAUAAUAUAAAAGUGUAAAUCAGGUGGAUUUGUAAGAUAGUGCUGGUGGGGACCGUGCUUGUUGUGCCUAAAGAGAAUCACCUUGAAAAACUAUGGCAAGACUGGGCUGUGUAAUCAUGAUUACUUAGAGGAAGUCCAACCUCUCCAUAGAGAACAAAGUACUUUGGUCACAAUCACAGAGCAGUCAGUGGAAGCAGAAGUGGAAAACCAAAGCUGUUCUCUCAGUGUACUGGUUCCAUCUCUCUGGAAGGCCAUGGAGAAGAGACUGGGAGUCAAGCCAAGUCCCACUUCCUGGGUUUUGCCAGGAUAUUGUUGGCAGACAUCAGUGAAGCCGCAAAGAAGCCUCUACCUGCUUUACACUUUCUUCUGCCUCAGCACUCUGUGGACAUCAACAGGCAAAGGACAAGGGAGCGAACCAAGUGUCGGCAGUGAGCUGCGGAGCUACUCUCCCCUGUUGACUGUGCUCAGAAGUUUUCAUGAUGCUAAUGAGAGCAGAUGCCAUCAGGAGAAAACUCUUUAUGGAGCUGGCUUGAGAACUGGGGGAGAAAAUCACCUUCAGCUUCUUAAAGGAAGCCUGCCUUUCCAGGCCUGUUGGGCUGCCUGCUGCCUGGACUCUGCCUGUCAUGCUCUUUGGUGGCUGGAAGGGAUGUGCUUUCAGGCCGACUGCAGCAAGUCCCAGAGCUGCCAGCCUUUUAGGACAGACUCUUCCAAUUCCAUGGUGAUAUUUUUUCAAAAAUCCCAAACUGCAAAUGAUUUGGGCGUUCUGCCUGAAGAUGGUGAACCACAUCUUCUGAGGCUAAGCUGGGGCAGGACAUCAUGGAAGAGGCAAAGCCUCCCCGGGGCUCCCCUUACCCUCUCUGUACCCUCUAGUGACCACCAGAGCUUACUCAGGGAUCGGCAGAAGAGAGAUCAUCUCAGUGAAGUGGCUACACCUGAAGUGAUACAGCAUUCUAAAGGGAAUCACUCCGAGGAAGCAGGUGCUGCAAAUCACAGCGCCUCUGCAGAGGAUCGCAAAGCGGUGACAGUUCCCAGGCCUUUCACUGCUGGCCACACUACACAUACUCCUGACUGGCCAAAGAAUGUGUCCAUCCAUCCUGAAUCAUCAGAGCAUGCCAGUCCUGCGUCCAAUACUCAGCAUGUAAAAAGCACUGAGCACAGUCCAACUGACACCCCUCUUCCAGUGGCCCCCUCCUACAGCUAUGCCACCCCUACACCCCCGGCCUCCUUCCAGAGCACCUCAGCACCACACCCAGCUGUGAAGGAUCUGGUGGUGUCUGCUGGGAGGAGUGUCCAGAUCACCCUGCCUACGAAUGAAGUUCAGUUAAAUGCUUUUGUCCUCCCAGAAGCAGAACCAGGAGAAACCUACACCUACGACUGGCAGCUGAUUACUCAUCCUAAAGACUACAGUGGAGAGAUGGAAAGGAAACACUCCCAGAUCCUCCAACUGUCCAAGCUGACUCCAGGCCUGUAUGAAUUCAAGGUGAUUGUGGAUGGUCAAAAUGCCCAUGGGGAAGGCUACGUGAAUGUGACAGUGAAACCAGAGCCCCGUAAGAAUCGGCCUCCUAUUGCUAUUGUGUCACCUCAGUUUCAGGAGAUCUCGCUGCCAACUACUUCUACAAUCAUCGAUGGCAGCCAGAGCACUGAUGACGAUAAAAUUGUCCAGUACCACUGGGAGGAACUUAAGGGGCCUCUGAGAGAAGAGAAGAUCUCUGAAGACACACCCAUACUAAAACUAAGUAAGCUCGUCCCUGGGAACUACACCUUCAGCUUGACAGUUGUUGACUCAGAUGGGGCUACCAACUCCACCACUGCAAGCCUGACAGUGAACAAGGCUGUGGACUACCCUCCUGUGGCCAAUGCAGGCCCCAACCAAGUGAUCACCCUGCCCCAGAACUCCAUAGCCCUCUUUGGGAACCAGAGUACUGACGAUCAUGGCAUCACCAGCUAUGAGUGGUCACUUAGCCCAAGCAGCAAAGGAAAGGUGGUCGAGAUGCAGGGAGUUAGAACGCCAACCCUGCAGCUGUCUGCAAUGCAAGAAGGAGACUAUACCUAUCAGCUCACCGUGACUGACACCACAGGACAGCAGGCCACUGCUCAAGUGACUGUGAUUGUGCAGCCUGAGAACAACAAGCCUCCUCAGGCAGAUGCAGGCCCAGACAAAGAGCUGACCCUGCCCGUGGACAGUACAACCUUGGAUGGCAGCAAGAGUACAGAUGACCAAAGAAUCGUCUCCUAUCUUUGGGAGCAGACCCAGGGUCCUGACGGGGUGCAGCUAGAGAAUGCCAACAGCAGUGUCGCCACUGUGACUGGACUGCAAGUGGGGACCUAUGUGUUCACCUUGACUGUCAAAGAUGAAAGGAACCUACAGAGCCAGAGCUCUGUGAAUGUCAUUGUCAAAGAAGAAAUAAACAAACCACCAGUAGCCAAGAUUGCUGGGAAUGUGGUGGUCACCUUGCCCACGAGCACAGCAGAACUGGAUGGCUCCCGGUCCUCUGACGACAAGGGGAUAGUCAGCUACCUGUGGACUCGAGAUGAGGGGAGCCCAGCUGCAGGGGAGGUGCUGAAUCACUCUGACCAUCACCCUGUCCUCUUCCUUUCCAACCUGGUCGAGGGAACCUAUACGUUUCAUCUGAAAGUGACUGAUGCGAAGGGUGAGAGCGACACAGACCGGACCACUGUGGAAGUGAAACCUGAUCCCAGGAAAAGCAACCUGGUGGAGAUCAUUUUGGAUGUUAACGUCAGUCAGCUGACAGAGAGGCUGAAGGGGAUGUUCAUCCGCCAGAUUGGGGUCCUCCUGGGGGUGCUGGAUUCUGACAUCAUUGUACAAAAGAUUCAGCCAUACACGGAGCAAAGCACCAAGAUGUUAUUUUUUGUUCAGAAUGAGCCUCCCCACCAGCUCUUCAAAGGCCAUGAGGUAGCAGCCAUGCUCAAGAGUGAGCUGCGGAAGCAGAAGGCUGACUUCCUGAUAUUCCGAGCCCUGGAAAUCAACACAGUCACUUGUCAGCUGAACUGUUCUGACCAUGGUCACUGUGACUCAUUCACCAAGCGCUGUGUCUGUGACCCAUUUUGGAUGGAGAAUUUCAUCAAGGUGCAGCUGAGGGAUGGAGACAGCAACUGUGAAUGGAGCGUGCUAUAUGUUAUCAUUGCUACCUUUGUCAUUGUUGUCGCUUUGGGAAUCCUGUCGUGGACUGCAAUCUGCUGUUGUAAGAGGCAAAAAGGAAAACCCAAGAGGAAAAGCAGAUACAAGAUCCUGGAUGCCACAGAUCAGGAAAGCCUGGAGCUGAAGCCAACCUCCCGAGCAGGCAGCAAACAGAAAGGUCCCAUGCUGAGCAGCAGCCUAAUGCACUCUGAGUCGGAACUGGACAGCGACGAUGCCAUCUUCACUUGGCCAGACCGGGAGAAGGGCAAACUCCUGCAUGGUCAGAAUGGAUCUGUGCCAAACGGGCAAACACCACUGAAGACCAGGAGCCCACGGGAGGAGAUCUUGUAGCCCGUUGGUCCGUCUUAUUAGACUCAUCAGAGUGCCAGGGCCCAGAGCACCUCUAGGCUGGUUCCUGACCUCCUAGGUCUGAGGACAGCUGCUCUCCCAGCAUGUGCUGGUCACACCAUCCCAACAGCCCCCAUCAAAACUGCUGGUACUUGAAUCCACAGACACUUUAUAGGAACCCCUAAAUGAAGCUGUGAAUGAAGAGGUUUCCCUCUAUAAACCAAUGUGGUAGGCCCCCAACUGUCCUCAUCUCAGGGCCUCACUUUUUGCACACCUCCCUGCCAGAGAGCAGACACAGCCCGCCCUUUGCCACCUCUCAGCAGUGCAGCUGGGCCAGAACACACAUGGUGAGGCUUACUGUAUCUUCCCUGUACCUGGCACAGGACUAAGAGCCGCCUGCUGUUAGGGGCCAAGCCCCGGGCAUACAGUGUGUCCUGCCUCCCCAGGCCAAGAGAAAUCUGCCCACCACGGAUGCUGGCGUGGUAGUGCAGAAAUGCUGCCUGACCCCUUGGCUCUAGAGCUGGCUUGUGUACUGACUGUAUCAGGGAUGUAGGGGACUGCUGGGGAUGAUCACCAGCACCUGCUUCCAGGCUCAGGCCACCCUCAUUUUCCCAGAGGAGAUAGCCACAGACAGACUGGAACUCUGUGGCCUGUGAGUGCAUGUGUGUGACUGCCCCACUCUGGUCCCUUCCAUGUCUCUCUAUUCAUGUCUUUUCUGUGUCCUUUGCACGUGUGAGUGCUUGAGUAUAUGUGCACCCAUUCUUUUUAGGUCUUUUGGCUGCUCUCAAGGCAACUCUAACUUGGAGACUUUCAGCUCCUUGAAAGACUUUAUCCCUCUGGCCCUGUCACCAGUUCCUCAGCCAUGGUGUCUGGCAGUUGAGGAAUCGGGGUUUUGGGAAGAGUGACUUUUUCAAAAGGACUUACAAUUUCUACUACUGCACUACCUGUUGUGAGAUAAUUAAACAUGCUAUUUAAUUGUG
Molecule: messenger RNA, 4615 nt
Organism: Psammomys obesus (fat sand rat)
Lineage: Eukaryota; Metazoa; Chordata; Mammalia; Rodentia; Muridae
Product: KIAA0319 like
Exons: 22
Coding region: 402-3638 (1078 amino acids)
Cellular component (GO): cytoplasmic vesicle; plasma membrane
Source: RefSeq, a predicted model, not a curated record